Messenger RNA from Trichechus manatus latirostris (Florida manatee), 1134 nucleotides. Its product is annotated as actin-related protein T1-like. The transcript has a single exon. Gene Ontology annotation, cellular component: nucleus. Gene Ontology annotation, molecular function: chromatin binding. Gene Ontology annotation, biological process: regulation of DNA-templated transcription. Lineage: Eukaryota; Metazoa; Chordata; Mammalia; Sirenia; Trichechidae. The record is from RefSeq and is a predicted model, not a curated record. Bases 1 to 1134 code for a protein of 377 amino acids.
AUGUUUAAUCAACAUAUAUUAGAUACUCCAGCUGUGAUUUUUGACAACGGAUCUGGGCUGUGCAAAGCAGGCUUGUCUGGAGAGGUUGGAGCCCAUCAUGUCAUCAGCUCUGUCGUGGGACAUCCGAAAUCGAACUUUUCUUUAGCCGGAUCCAAUCAAAAGAACUACUUUGUGGGGAAACAAGUCCUGGACAAGUAUGAUGCCCUACACCUGCACUACCCCAUUAAGCGUGGCCUAGUGACAGACUGGGAUGACAUGGAGAAGCUCUGGCAGCACCUUUUUGACUGCGAGCUGGGUGUGAAACCCUGCGCCCAGCCCCUGCUCGUGACUGAGCCCUCCUUGAACCCUAGGGAGAUUCGGGAGAAAAUGGCAGAAGUGAUGUUUGAGACCUUCAAUGUGCCUGCCUUCUAUCUGUCAAAUCAAGCGGUGGUAGCACUCUAUGCCUCCGCCUGCGUCACGGGCCUGGUGGUGGACAGUGGGGAUGGGGUCACUUGCACUGUCCCCGUCUUCGAGGGUUACUCCCUGCCUCAUGCUGUCACCAAGCUCUACAUAGCAGGAAGGGACCUCACAGAGCACCUCACCCGGCUCCUCUUGGCCAGCGGGCAUACCUACCCCAGCAUAGUCAACAGGGGCUUGGUGGAUGACAUCAAAGAGAAGCUGUGUUAUGUGGCUUUUGAUCUAGACAAGGAGCUAAGCAAGAGGCGGGAGGACGUUUUGAGAGAAUACAAAUUGCCGGAUGGGACUGUCAUCUGCAUCGGGGAACAGCUGUACCAGGUGCCCGAGGUCCUCUUUGUGCCUGAGCAGCUGGGCAUACAUAGCCCGGGGCUCUCGAAAAUGGUUGCUAGCAGCAUCAUGAAGUGCGACAUUGACAUCCAGAUGACCCUUUUUGCAGAGAUUGUGCUGGCCGGGGGCACCACUCUGUUCCCUGGCCUCGAGGAACGCCUCUUGAAAGAGCUAGAACUGUUGGCUUCCAAAGGGACCCCCAUCAAGAUCACAGCUUCUCCUGACGGGUGUUUCUCUGGGUGGAUUGGCGCAUCCGUCAUGACGUCUCUGAGCACUUUCAGGCAGAUGUGGGUCACCUCUGCCGAUUUCAAGGAGUUUGGGCCAUUGGUGGUCCAUAGAAGAUGCUUUUAG